GACCGGAUGGAGGAAGUAACGAUUUUUACUGCAAAUUCUCUCUCUCUCUCUCUCUCUCUCUCUCUCCUUCCUUCUCUCUUUCUUAGGGCUUCGCUUUGUAAAAAGGAACAAGGAGAAUUUCCGCUUCGAGCUUUUUGAUCCCUCUGCCUUGUUCUGUUCCAUUGUGCUUCUUCUUCUUCUUCUUGUUCCUUGAACCUCUGUGCUUUUCCGGAGGACCCAUCUUCAGUUCUUGCCUCUCGGCUCCUCCCGACAUCAUAAGACGUCAAGGCUCGAGCGAAGGGAAUAAAAGAAACGCCACCUUUCGUCCGAAAUGGCGUCGUUUCAGCAGCGGGAGCCGGACCCCGACGACAACGGGGGCGCCUCCGAUCUCAGCACCAGCGCCGGCGACCCUGACGACGGCCGCCCCGCCAGUGCCUCCCCGCCCCCCGCGACCCGCCGGCGGCGCGUCCGUUGUUCCGGGCCGUUUCGCUCAAGGACGAGCCGGUGGAGUCCGACCCCGAACGAGUCGCCCGCCGGCUGGCCCCGGAGGGGGUGCAGGUCCAGCCAAUGCCCAUGCCCUUGUCCAGCGUCUCCGCGACCGCCGCCGCCGCCGCCAGGCGCUCCUCCUCCUCCUCCUCCACCAAGGACCGCCACACCAAGGUGGAGGGCCGCGGCCGGAGGAUCCGGAUACCCGCCACCUGCGCCGCCAGGAUCUUCCAGCUGACGCGGGAGCUCGGCCACAAGUCCGACGGCGAGACCGUGCGGUGGCUCCUCGAGCACGCCGAGCACGCCAUCAUCGAAGCCACGGGGACCGGGACCGUCCCUGCCAUCGCGAUGACCGUCGACGGGACCCUCAAAAUCCCCUCCGCUCCGAGCAAUAACAACAGCAGCAGCAAUACAACCGCUGCCCCCAAGCGCAAACGUCCGUCGAACAGUGAGUUCUGCGACGCGGGCGAUGCCGUGAUCACGCAGUCGUCGGGCCUCGCCACCGCGGCACCGCCGCCCCAGGGGCUGAUGCCGGUGUGGACGGUCGGGAACGCCGGCCUGGUGGUCCCCACCAACGCCUUCUGGAUGAUCCCGCCACCGCAGGCCUCCGGCGCGGUGGUCGCUGGCGGGCCCCCGGUGGCUCAGCAGGCGCAGAUAUGGGCGCUCUCGCCGGCGAUGACCCCGGUGUUCAACGUGGCGGCCGCGGCCGGGGCGGCGGCGCGGCCGGUGUCGUCGCUCGUCGCGGCGGUGACGGCGGCGGCCGCAGGAGGAGGGAAUAUUCCUUCGGGGAUCGAGAUAAGGGGGCCGUCGCCGGGGAUAUGCGGCGGGAUGACGAACUCGGCCGUGAGCACCAGCGUGGUCGGGGCAAAGGCGGCGGCGAAGAAGUCGACGAUGGCGCCGAGCGUGAGCUCCGCCGGGGGCGGCGGCGGCAGGGAAAAGGCUCAGAUGUUGAGGGACUUUUCGCUGGAGAUUUACGACAAGAAGGAGCUGCAGUUCAUGGCUUCCGACAACGGUGCUCACGGCCGUGCACAGCCCCACGCCUCCAAGCCUUGAGGAAGGAAAGAGUUCUAAUUUGCGACUGACAAAACAAAAUAAGGGAAAAAAAAAAAAAAAAAAGAUGAGUUUUUUUAGAAUUUUAGGUGAUCAAGAUUUUCUCCUCUCCUCUUCUUCUUCCUUCUUUUUUUCUAAUUUUUAUCGUGAAUCUGUACUUCAAAUUGACGGGUUAUUGUGAAAUUGCAACUCAAGUCCUCUUGCAAACUAUUUAGUUAAUAAUGGGCUCUCGAAAUCUUCCAUUUUUUUUUUUUUAAUUUUCUGAGAAUUUCACGUGAUUAUAUUGAUUUCUUGGCUUUUUUUCAGGAACAUUUUGUGCCCGGACCAUGAAUUUCAUAUGGUUGUGGUUUUGCAUUGCUCGUACCACGCAUAAAAAGCCUGCGACAGGCCAAUGAAAUCAUGUAUUGCCAUCUCGAGAUAUAUCUCCUUUUUUUUCUCCUAUAAAAAUGCUAAGAACGGAGCUCGGAGUUAAUCCACUGGACUAGCUCUCUCCCGGUGCCUCUCGGCACGUGCGGCGUGUUCAUGGUCCCUUUCUCCUUCGCAAAAGCUAGAUCUUUAAUUGAACUUUAAGCUUGGAUCGUGCUUGGUACUUGAACUAAACGGGCAGGGAACUCUAAUAUGAAUCCGAGCUCAUGAAGCUUUGUGCAACCUACUUGUUUGGUGAUCGUGUGAAACUCUGGUGCUUGCUUCGUGUAAGAGGGCGACGAUAUCUGA
This is a messenger RNA of Eucalyptus grandis, 2229 nucleotides long. RefSeq names its product transcription factor TCP9-like. Gene Ontology annotation, molecular function: DNA-binding transcription factor activity; sequence-specific DNA binding. NCBI's taxonomy places the organism in Eukaryota, Viridiplantae, Streptophyta, Magnoliopsida, Myrtales, Myrtaceae. Bases 547 to 1518 code for a protein of 323 amino acids. Gene Ontology annotation, cellular component: nucleus. The record is from RefSeq and is a predicted model, not a curated record. The transcript is spliced from 2 exons.